Molecule: messenger RNA, 2801 nt
Organism: Corticium candelabrum
Lineage: Eukaryota; Metazoa; Porifera; Homoscleromorpha; Homosclerophorida; Plakinidae
Product: dol-P-Man:Man(7)GlcNAc(2)-PP-Dol alpha-1,6-mannosyltransferase-like
Exons: 5
Coding region: 1-777 (258 amino acids)
Biological process (GO): protein N-linked glycosylation
Cellular component (GO): endoplasmic reticulum membrane
Molecular function (GO): alpha-1,6-mannosyltransferase activity
Source: RefSeq, a predicted model, not a curated record
AUGUCCGAAUCAAAGCAAAACUAUGGUCGGUCAAGAACACCAGUUGAAUCUAUAGGUUUCGUUGAGCAAUGGAAAUGUUGUGCAUUCAGUAGCCAUACAAAGUUGGAAGGAAGCAGAAUCAAUGUGCAGUCUCAACAUGCAUCUCCGAAUCCAUUCGCACUCGAGCUCAGUUCUAGAUCAACAAAAUUUAAUAAACAUGUAACUGGUGCAUUUAUAUGGACAUCAGCUGCUGCCAUCAUUAUAUUUCGAUUUGAGUUGUCGUUUUUACUUGGACUUCUUUUGCUUUCUGAUUUGCUGUAUGAAAGAGCUUGUCUUACGGAUGUCCUCAAACGUGGAUUGUUUACUGGUGGAGUGUGUCUCGCUGCAACAGUAUUGGUCGAUUCCUUCUUUUGGAAACGAUGGUUGUGGCCUGAGGGAGAGGUGCUUUAUGCUAAACAAGAGCACGAAUUGGGGACUGUACCAUUCUUGUGGUAUUUCUACCCUGCUCUUCCCAAAUCUCGGCUCUGUGCUAUUCCACUGUCUAUUUUUGGUUUAGUAGUUGACAAACAGAUGUGGACUCUUUUCAAGCCGGUGCUUGACUUUGUUUUCUUGAAGAUUUCUAUUCGUUUUCUUCCACACAAAGAGUUACGAUUUAGUAUUUAUGGUAUUGCAAUGGUCAAUGUCAUUUGCCGGUCGAGGUCUUGUGUAUGUUCGAACUCUGUUCUUAGCUGGGUGAGUGUGAGUGUGAUAUGUGAGUGUGAGUUUUCAUGUUUGUUCGGAACAAAGUUGAUGUUGUGAGACUUAUAUUUGGUUUGUAUUUGGAUGGAUAUGGUAGUGCAUUUAUUUGCUUGUUUAUUUAUACUAUAAGUAAGGAGUCUGUCUGUUUGUCUGUUUUUGUGUUUGUGUGCUUAUUUCUUCUACACGGUGCUUUAGAAUCUUGCCUAUGGUGGACACUGAAGGUGCAAAUAAAAGCUGUUUAGAUCCAAACACUUUCUAAUGCUGGUUUAUUUCAUGGGUUUUUAGUAACAAUGAAUUGAUCUUCGAAGACAGAACAAAGUUGUUGUUUUAUUAACUUCUUAAUAUACAGUAUCCAGAAGCAGUGCAAAUUUUUACAUGAUUAUUGGAAGACUUUGAGAAUUUGUAUGAUUUAAAAUAUUGAUAGAGAAAACAGUAAGUAAGGAAAUAAGAAAUAGAGACGGUGACGAUGCUAUUUAGACCAUGAUUAACUUUCUGUAAGAGCUACACCCAGUAGAAACAGUAUCCAGAACCAAAUUCUGGUGAAUCAGAUUCGUGCAUGAAAUUGCUUCACGGCUAGUUGGUUUUCUAUGGCAGUGCUGUGGCUUGCAGUGAUUAUCUGAGGUUUUUGGUGUUAUCAAUAACUGGGGUGGAACCAGAAGCCAAAUGGCCAAUCACCGUUAUGAGUGUGCCCAAACUCAUAGUACUAUAUAACCUCGAAAUUUUUGACAUUCAGCUAUUGUUUGGUUACAAGUCCUUGCCAUCAUCCUAGCCUGUACUGUGAGAAUCACCAGCUGUAAACCAUGCAAUUUGUUUCACUGCAAGCUGAUGUCGUAACUCUCAGCUUAUUCGACUGUGAGUAGCAAUAGGAUUUGAUUUGUAGCAUUCUUGUAUGAAUGUUCUGCAUUUUUCUUUGUUUCAUUGUGUAACAAUUGUGGCUCAGUGACCCUUUGACUGAGGACAUUAGCAUUUUGCUAUGUGUGCACAGUCACAUGUCAGUCGUCGCACUCCCUCUGUCAGUGGCACCAAAGGGUAUUGUGUGUCACCUAACCAGCUGCAUGUACCUGUCCAGCUUUGUGUGGUGUAUCAGUCUAUCUGUUGGUGUGUAUCCAGCCUAGCUCUAUUGCUACUCUUCACUGUUUUUUAUAUCGUAUAGCUGUUGGUGGGUUCAUGACUUUUAGCUGUAUGAUGAGCAUUGCACUUACUACCCUGGAGGAUUAGCAUUUCUCCAUCAACUAGCUGUGGAUCAGUUGAGUAAUAUACAGUAUAGCUAGUGUGGUAGGUAUGAUGAAUACAGUAUAGCUAUAGGGUAAUGUAUGAUAAUUAUAUUAGUGAGUGAUACUUGAGUAGCCUAUCUACCUUGUAUCUUUUCAUAGAUUCUCCCAAGUUCAUAUUGAUGUAUAUCAGCUCAGAUCGACCUACUGCAUGGUGUCUCAAGGUUUGGUCAGCUUUGCCUGGUGGAAGUGAGUGAUGUAGAGUAACCUGUAUGUAACUAAUUAUAAACAAGCUGUGUAAUAAGGGGCUAUUAAAACUUGGAAACUUCAUGAUUUGUUGUGUAUGCUGCUUUACCAAUCAUAAAUGAACCUUAUCUAGCUAGGUAUUGUGGUGUUAUACUGUUUGAGUCUAACAGUGCACGUGGGCUGUUUAGUUGCCUUUGCUCACCUAACAUUGUAGUGACUGCUUGUCUUACACUUGUGUGUGUUUUAGCUACUCCAAAGCAGAAGGUCUUGCAGUUAAUUAAAGAGCUGACAGAAUUCGACUUCUUGGUUGCUGAAGCUGGUGAUGAAGAAACUAAGUACACAUGAAAUGCUGGAAGAAAUACGCUGAUUGACUGCUUUUAGCUUAGAAUUUAGCUUAGUUUGCAGUUUGUUAGAUCUCUGGUUACACCGCGGGCUGUCAUACUAACGCGCGUUAGACAGACAACAAGCAUGUUUUUAUUACAUGUUUAAUUCAAGUAACAACUAAAUGAUAGAUGAAAGAAAUAAACUAAGUCUACACUAGCUUGUCCCCAGUGCAUGCUCAGGUCUAAGCUCUUGUUUAAACCGUCCUGUUUUCUGGCCAAAAUAUGUGUGGUGUGUGUGUGUGUG